AUGGUGUUAAAAGGAUGGCGUCUCAUUUUGAACAGAGUUAUCUUCAUACCCCAAAGAUACGUAUUGGGAAUAAUGGGACUAUUUGCACUCGCAAACUCUUUUACUAUGAGGGUGUGCCUUUCCAUGACAAUUACUCAAAUGGUCCUUCACUCCGAAUCAUCAGAACACAUCGUAGGAGAGACUUGUCCCGAUCCGCAAUAUGUUGGAAUGAUGAAUAAUACAAUCAUUGAAAGUACAACCACGUCAACUCUGCUGGAGCGUCGUGAGAAGUACGACUGGAAUGAAGCAACGCAAGGCUUACUCCUCAGCGCCUUUUACUAUGGGUACGUGUUAACACACCUGCCGGGAGGUCUUCUAGCUGAAAAAUUUGGAGGAAAAUGGACGUUAGGCAUUGGAUUACUAAGCACUUCUAUAGCUACUGCACUCACACCUUUAGCUGUAAGUUUAGGCGGGGCAGUUGGCUUAUUCAUCAUCAGAGUUAUUGAAGGAAUGGGUGAGGGUCCUGUUACUCCAGCAUUUGUGUUACUCUUAGCAAGAUGGGUACCGCCAUCAGAAAGAUCAAGAUUUGGUGCAAUGAUAUUUGGUGGUGCGCAAAUAGGAAACAUUUUCGGACCAUAUUUGUCGGGACAUUUGUUGGCGAAUAAUGGAGAUUGGGCGAAUGUCUUUUAUUUAUUUGGUGGACUUGGAGUAAUUUGGUUUAUAUUUUGGGUUUUACUUUGUUAUAGCACACCAAAUACUCAUCCAUUCAUAUCAGAGGAGGAGAAAUUGUAUUUGAAUAAUAAUAUUGCAGCUUCAGGACUACAUAAGAAAUUGGAUCCAGUACCCUUUAAAGCUAUACUAAGAUCCCCUCAACUAUGGGUUUUAGUUUUGGCUGCUGUCGGUCAUGAUUGGGGCUACUUUACAAUGAUUACUGAUUUACCGAAAUACUUUUCUGAUGUCUUAAAGUUCAACAUCCAGGAAACUGGGCUAAUGUCGGCCCUACCGUACAUCGCUAUGUACGUGUUUUCGUUUAUUUUUGCAUCUCUUUGCGAUUUAUGCAUUAAGAAGAAAUGGCACAGUAUCACUACAGGAAGAAAAAUUUAUACAACAAUUUCGUCUACCUUGCCGGCAGUUUUUGUAAUUCUGGCCUCGUAUUCGGGCUGCAACCGCGUGGAGGCUGUUGCCCUCUUCAUAGCGUCGAUGGCUUUCAUGGCGGGUUUUUAUAGCAGCGUUAAAAUCAACGCUAUGGAUAUAGCCCCGAACUACGCGGGCACAUGUUCGGCCUUUGUGAAUGGAUUGGCUGCCAUAUCGGGUAUUAUCACGCCAUAUUUGGUUGGACUAUUGACGCCUGAUCAAACAAUAAGUCAAUGGCGUAUUGCAUUUUGGACAGUAUUUGUAGUGAUGGUAGGCACAAAUCUGGUUUACUUGAUUUGGGGAUCUGGCGAGCAGCAAUGGUGGGAUGACGUUGACAAGUAUGGCUACCCAAAAGGAUGGAAACAUGGACUGUUGAAAAAGCGAAGACCAGAUUUGGAGAAGAAAGUGGUUUAUCCGAAACAUGACCAUUCACCUAUAGCUCACGAUUAA
Molecule: messenger RNA, 1563 nt
Organism: Chilo suppressalis (striped riceborer)
Lineage: Eukaryota; Metazoa; Arthropoda; Insecta; Lepidoptera; Crambidae
Source: the annotation of a GenBank genome assembly